This is a messenger RNA of Closterium sp. NIES-67, 691 nucleotides long. NCBI's taxonomy places the organism in Eukaryota, Viridiplantae, Streptophyta, Zygnematophyceae, Desmidiales, Closteriaceae. The record is from the annotation of a GenBank genome assembly.
CACCCUUUUCGCUAGCGACUCUGGAGUCCGGAGCAGCACUGCAGCUCAGUUCUUUGAGCCCUUCUUUUCAAACCCUAAACCUUUCGCACUGACGCCGGUGCUGGAGGCUGGCGGAGUCGAGGUAGACCCUUAGGUUUUUCGAUAUGGACGUCUCGCCGGCUCCAGCUACAGUCGCCGACAUCAGAGACGGUUUUCGGCGGCAGCGUAGACGGACCGACACGGACGAGGACAGGCAGGAGCAGUUUGCACUAGAGCAGGAGACGGAGUGGAGGCGGACCUUGCAGCGCGAGCUGCAGCUCUCGAAGGCAGCGGCGCUACAGGCAGCACGUGAGCAGUUUAGACAGGAGACAGAGCAGCAGCAGCAGCAGCAGCAGCAGCAGCAGCAGCAGCAGCAGCAGCAGCAGCAGCAGACGCAGCAGCAGCCACAGCAGCAGUCGCAGUCGCAGCAGCCGUUUGCGCAGCAGCAGUUCCUUCAGCAGCCGUUUUACGGGACUCCGGCGUGGCAGCAGCCACAGCACCGCCCGGGCCCAGUGUUUCCACAGGACCAUCUGCCGCAGCAGCCCCAGGGGCAGCAGCAGACGGGGCAGCAGCAGCAGCAGCAGACGGGCCAGUAGAGGCAGACACAGGGGACGGGGUUGGUAGCCGAGGGAGGCACAGACCACGUAGGAGGCUAGAGGAGUCGGACAGGGAG